GGGCAGGAGGCAGGGCAGUGGAGGUAAACGGGUAAUUUUAUUGGUCGCUUGUGUGUCAGGAAGACUGAGCAGCCAAUUGAAGGGCGCGGAGAUUUAUCACCGUCCUUGACCGGCCUGACCUACACUACCUGUCAACACAAUACACUUCGUCUCCGCGGUUAAUGACUUUCCGAAGUGUUUUUUUUCCCCCUCUCACAAAGCAGCUGUUUCUCCGGGGCAUGGGAUAUGGUUUGUGAAACUGACAGCGCGCACCAAUUUUACCCCGGAAGAAAGACGCGGCGUGUUCCUGAAUGAAGUUCUGCACAGUUUGUCACCUACACAGUCGGACUCUGGAAAUGACUUCCAACAGAAUGGAGUGGCUUAUUCAGCGGUGCCACAAUCAAGAGGCGCCGUGUCACUCUGUGUGUCGGUCGGUGCUCUUCGUAUCUUGUAUGCUCUUUGUCCUCUCCAUAUGCAUGUCUCCUGGAUUGUGGUCUAUUGGCGUCCAGCUUCGUUCAGUCAUCACAGGGAGCUAUGUUCCUGGGCACCACUCCAUCGUUCUCCUCAACAGCCCCAACGAACAGGCAGUCAAGGACAUGGGGAGGGCAAUCAUGGAGAAGCGGCUGGCAGCCAGUGUUAACAUUCUCUCCAGGACGUCCACAAUGUACUAUUGGAAAGGCGAGAUCCAGGAUGCAAAUGAGUUUCUGAUGCUGGUAAAAACAAAGACCUCCAGGAUCCAGCAAGUCACAGAUUAUGUGAGGUCCAUCCAUCCCUACGCAAACCCAGAAGUCCUCAGUUUCCCAGUGGAGGACGGCAGUCUGGCUUAUCUGAAGUGGAUGGAUGAAGCCAUACCAGAUGACUGAUCCAUAGAAAUCAAAAUCCAUUCCCAGCGAGGACAGCGGGGGAACAAGGAAACGGAGCCAGGUGUUGUUUGAUGGCUGUGAGUCAAUGUUUGGGGAGCACAAAAGUUCAAAAUAUGACAUUUACUGUACGUUCUCUGGAUGCUCUGAUCUUUUCAAAGAGGAUUCCACGAUGUACUGUGGAGAUCUGAUAUGGAACGUUGUACCACGGCAAACAGAAAAUCGUGGUUGGCUGCCCGUCGUCAGCUGCAACUGUGUCAAGCAUCAGAACGCACAGUGACAGUCGAGUGCUACAAAAACCGUGGCAAAGGGGAUUAAACCAACCAAACCGCAUAUAUUCUUUACCUCCAUCGGCCGCAUUAUUACUUUUAUACGGAUGCACUCUCGCCGAUACUGUGGUCCAAAACCAGUAAUGUCUUUUGUGUAUAGAGUAUUUGCAUUUGCUGAAUCAUGCUCUUCCUGCAGCUUUAAUUUAAUCGUCCUCUAUACACUGUAAUACAUUAUUGACAUGACAAUGCUAUACUGAUGAUAGAAAGAGUAAAUGGUUUAUCUCAGUCAUGCACUGCCUCUCACUGAUUGUGACUUUGGCCAAACAUAAAUAUUACACUGGGAAUUUCAUGAACUUUUAUGCGUAUAGUUCGUAUGUCAUGAAUGCAAAAGUAUAGCGUCCUAACAAAAAAAAGAAACCGCUCAGCAACAUUCAAAGAAGCUUUUUUGAGUGACACGGCAUAGCGUUUCCAGUGUGUGUGUGUGUGUGCACUGCUGUGUUUCUUUUCUGCUCAGCUUUGACAUUGCAUUAAACAUUGACCCACAUUUUGUGUCACCUCAAAUAAUGUGACGCUGAACUCCUGAGGAUAAUUUAUUAGGCGCAUUUGACUGAAAACACUUUGCAUAAUUCUGUAUCUCAAUCUUAAAACCCUUGCUUUUCCCUCGCCUGCUUUGCCUCCUGUGGGUGUUGCUCAUUUUAAUUUUAAAGGUUCAUUCGACUUUAACAACCCAGUCAUUCGUUCUGCAUCCGUUUGUUCAUGUUGGUGUUGGAUUGACGUUGGUGGUCGUAGUGGACUCUGUUAGCCAUGGAACGCUUGUCUCACUGGACAAAAACAUGGCCAAAGCUUCACUCUGCACAAAGAGUUUCCGGCACGAGGCCAUAACAAAGAAACUGCAGAUACAGUUUAGCUGGGUGACGCGUCUGUGGAGCCAAAGUAAUCCUCAGCUGGUCCAGUAUGUGUGUGUGUGAGUGCAUAUGUACCAGUAGUCCUAAUGGAGACCAAAAACCUGGUCCAAAUGAGGCAGAGCAUAAUAUCUGAGGAACUGGUUAAGUUUAAGAUUUAAGAUUGAAAUUGUGGUGAGGUGAAGUUUAUGGUUGGGCAUUGUUGGUUAUGGUUAAAGUUAGGGAUAAUGCUGUUUUUUGUCAAUACUUGUGCCGGAACAGAGACUGAACAAAGACUAGAGACUGAAAACUGAAAGUGUUCUGCAGUUUGAGUACAUUUCCACUAGAUGGUGGUGUUUUAAUACACAUCAAAAGUGUUCAGAUCCA
Messenger RNA from Solea solea (common sole), 2376 nucleotides. RefSeq names its product protein CutA homolog. NCBI's taxonomy places the organism in Eukaryota, Metazoa, Chordata, Actinopteri, Pleuronectiformes, Soleidae. The coding region runs from base 291 to 842 and encodes 183 amino acids. Gene Ontology annotation, molecular function: copper ion binding. The transcript has 6 exons. The record is from RefSeq and is a predicted model, not a curated record. Gene Ontology annotation, biological process: response to metal ion.